AGGCAGUGGCUGGUUACGUUCAGUCCAGUUGUUGAGAGCGAGCUCGGAAGAGGAAGGAGUGUGGGUUUUUUUUUUUAUGCGGCUUCUUCAGCGGAGUUCCUCGCACCAGGGUCCGGCCGCUCUCCGUUUUGCCCCCUCCGCGGGUUUUUAUCUUUUUUUUUUCUCUUUGAUCCGGCCAUCUAAGCACCGAGAAAACUGACGGGCCUUUAGGGAAGUGUUUGUCCCCCUCCCCGCCCUGCCCAAAGGAUAGACCUUCUUUUCUUUUUUUCCGGACAUUCUUUAUCAAGCCGCCAAAGUGGAGAGUGCGAUUGCAGAGGGGGGUGCUUCUCGUUUCAGUGCUUCGUCGGGUGGAGGAGGUAGGGGUGCCUCUCAGCACUAUCCCAAGACUGUCGGCAACAGGUUGAAAGCUGUGAUCUACUGGGUUUUGCCAGGAUUUUGAUUGGGUGCAAUUUCCCUCCCCCCCCAAGAGAAGAUCGACUGAGAGGCCCAAACGCUCCCACUGCCCAGCUGCUAACGCUCAGGUGUAUUUCUGGAAUACAUCUUGGCGUCCUGCAGUUGCAUGCAGCGUUCGCUAGGGGGAGCGGACUCGGCGGGUUGUGCGCCUGUAUCGCACGGUAACCCAGCCUCGAGGAAAAACUGCGAGUACCUGGGGAAAACCCCAGGGCCUGGCGUUCAAAGAUGGGUUCCUUCACGAAGCACUAAACGAGAUGUCAACUCCACAAACAACUCCGCAAAUACUGCGCUCAGCUCCUCAAGUGAGAAAGAACGGCACGAUGCAAUCUUUAGGAAAGUGAGAGGCAUCUUAAACAAGCUUGCUCCUGAGAAGUUUGACAAGCUAUGCCUUGAGCUCCUCAAUGUGGGUGUAGAUUCCAAACUCAUCCUUAAAGGAGUCAUACUGCUGAUUGUAGACAAAGCCCUUGAAGAGCCCAAGUACAGCUCACUCUAUGCUCAGCUAUGUCUGCGAUUAGCAGAAGAGGCACCAAACUUUGACGGUCCAUCAGCUGAUGGUCAACCAGGGCAGAAGCAAAGCACAACGUUUAGACGCCUCCUAAUAUCAAAGCUUCAAGAUGAAUUUGAGAACAGAUCCAGAAAUGUUGAAGUAUAUGACAAGCGGGACAGCCCACUCCUUCCUGAGGAAGAGGAGCAGAGAGCCAUCGCUAAGAUUAAGAUGCUGGGAAACAUCAAAUUUAUUGGGGAGCUUGGCAAACUUGACCUCAUACAUGAAUCUAUCCUUCAUAGGUGCAUCAAAGCACUUUUGGAAAAGAAGAAAAGAGUACAACUUAAGGAUAUGGGGGAAGAUUUGGAGUGUCUCUGUCAGAUAAUGAGGACUGUGGGUCCCAGAUUAGACCAUGAAAAAGCCAAGUCCUUGAUGGAUCAGUACUUUGCCCGUAUGUGUGCUUUGAAGACAAGUAAGGAGUUGCCAGCAAGGAUUCGUUUCCUGCUGCAAGAUACUAUGGAGUUGCGAGGAAACCAUUGGGCUCCUCGCAAAGCUUUCAAUGACAAUGGACCAAAGACCAUCACUCAAAUCCGCCACGAUGCAGUAAAAGAUCUAGGAGUAUUUAUUCCUGCUCCUAUGUCUCAAGGAAUGAAAAACGACUUCUUUUUGGAUGGACCGUUUAUGCCACCAAGAAUGAAGCUUGACAGGGACCCGCUGGGAGGACUUGCUGAUAUGUUCAGGCAAAUGCCAGGUAGCGGAAUUGGUACUGGUCCAGGUGUUAUACAAGACAGGUUUUCGCCAACAAUGGGACGCCAUCGUUCAAGCCAGCUAUUCAAUGGUCAUGGAGGCCACAUUCUACCUCCUACACAAUCCCAGUUUGAAAUUGGAAGCAAACCCUUCAUGAAGAGCCAGGGGCAAGGCCAACUUUACCAGAGCCAAGGGCUCCUCUCACAGCAAGGACAGUCUAAGGAUAUGCCGCCUAGGUUUAGCAAGAAAGGACUAAAUGCAGAUGAGAUCAGCUUGCGACCUGCUCAGUCUUUCCUAAUGAACAAAAGCCAAGUGCCAAAGCUCCAGCCUCAGACAAUGAUGAUUCCGCCUCGCACUCAAACACCACCCAUGGGGCAGACUCCUCAGCUGGGGCUAAAAACCAACCCACCGCCAAUUCAAGAAAAGCCUGCAAAGAGUGUUAAAAAGCCGCCUCCUUCUAAGGAAGAACUUAUUAAACUCACUGAAGCAUUUGUUACAGAAUACUUGAAUAACGGAAAUGCAGCCGAUGCCAUAAACAGUGUGAAAGAAAUGAGGGCUCCCAAGCACUUCAUUCCCGAAAUGAUCAGCAAAAUAAUCCUCCAAUCACUCGACAGAUCUGAUGAGGAUAAAGAGAGGGCCAGUGAGCUGGUUGGUGUUCUGCGCCAGGAGGGAGUGGCCACCAGUGAACACUUCAUGCAGGCUUUCUUGAAUAUACUGGACCAGUGCCCUAAGCUUGAGGUGGACAUACCUCUUGUGAAAUCCUACCUGGCACAGUUUGCGGCUCGUGCCAUAACUGCUGACCUGGUGAGCCUUUCUGAGCUGGCUCAGCCUCUUGAGAACGGUACCCUCUUUCCUCUCUUCCUGCUCUGCCUUCAGCAAUUGGCCAAGCUUAAAGAUCGGGAGUGGCUAACUGAGCUCUUCCAGCAGAGCAAGAUCAACAUGCAGAAGAUGCUACCAGAAAUAGAUCAGAACAAGGACCGGAUGUUGGAGAUCUUGGAAGGAAAGGGACUGAGUUUCUUGUUUCCACUUAUGAAGCUGGAGAAAGAGCUGCUGAAACAGAUUGAAAUUGAUCCCUCUCCUCAGACCAUAUAUAAGUGGAUCAAGGAUAACAUCUCUCUGAAACUUCAUGUAGAUAAAGGAUUUGUGAAUAUUUUAAUGACCAGCUUUUUACAGUAUAUUUCAAACGAGGUUUGCCCAGAGGAAGAACCUGACCUGUUGGCAGCUCCAUCCAAGGAGCAGCUGGAGCAGGAGAAGCAGCUGUUGCUUGCUUUCAAGCCAGUAAUGCAGAAGUUUCUACACGACCAUGUUGAUCUGCAAGUCAGCGCCCUGUAUGCACUCCAGGUGCACUGCUGUAGCAAAAUCUUUCCAAAAGGCAUGUUACUGCGGUUCUUUGUCCAUUUCUAUGACAUGGAAAUCAUCGAGGAAGAAGCCUUUUUGGCAUGGAAGGAAGAUAUUACACAAGAGUUUCCAGGGAAAGGAAAAGCUUUAUUCCAGGUGAACCAGUGGCUGACCUGGCUGGAAACUGCAGAGGAGGAAGAAUCUGAGGAAGAAGCAGACUAAAGAACCCCAACGGAAGCCUUAAAAUUGUGCAAACACUGUUGCUGUGAUGUAACUGCGUUAUAUAUAUUUCUUUUUUGACCUAACCACUGCGAAAAUUCAUUCCGCUGUAACAUUUUCGCAAUAUUCAAUGCAGAGGCACGUCUGUAGGAUUUCUCCUGCAUAAGGUUUUAGUGUUAACGUCUUAAUCCUAGUCGGCCAUCUGAUAUUUUAGCAUUUUUUUUUUUUUUUCCAUGUUUAGACCAGUAUAUUGGCAGCAUGCAAUAGUGACAUCAUAUGUCCUGGAAUGGGAGUGGCCUAUUGCAAGGACUGACCCGGCCGCCACUUUCCUUAGGCCGUUAGACAAAAUAAAGCAAAAUCUAGCAACACUGAAUACUGUAGAGAUACUAGAGUCGUUGCAAUAUUCUCCGUUUGGUUGUUACAGACUCUUUAACUGUAAGUGAUGGUUGUUGCCGUAAUAGUAUAUUUGCCUGUAUUUCUACCUCUAGUCAUGGGCUUUCGUGCUAGAUUUUAAUAUCUCGGAUCCUGGGCGAGUGCACACGUCUUUUUCAAACAAAUGUGGUUUACUUGCAAAAAAAAGAUGACCUAUGCCCUGAAACGCCAUGGUAUUGUGGGUGUGAAAUGUUAACAAAUGGUGAGAAAUCAAAUUGGUCCUUAUUAUAGUAUUGGAAUUAGGUCUACUUAAUUUAUCGAGUCAUGUUCAUGCCCUUAUUUUAUAUACUUGUAUCGAUCAAUAAACAUUGUGAUACUU
Messenger RNA from Xenopus laevis (African clawed frog), 3992 nucleotides. RefSeq names its product eukaryotic translation initiation factor 4 gamma, 2 S homeolog (gene eif4g2.S). The record is from RefSeq and is a predicted model, not a curated record. Lineage: Eukaryota; Metazoa; Chordata; Amphibia; Anura; Pipidae. Gene Ontology annotation, biological process: translational initiation; regulation of translational initiation. Gene Ontology annotation, molecular function: translation initiation factor activity; mRNA binding; RNA binding. The transcript has 23 exons. The coding region runs from base 560 to 3244 and encodes 894 amino acids. Gene Ontology annotation, cellular component: eukaryotic translation initiation factor 4F complex.